Photinus pyralis (common eastern firefly) is the source of this 1207-nucleotide messenger RNA. RefSeq lists its product as uncharacterized. Bases 277 to 1077 code for a protein of 266 amino acids. The record is from RefSeq and is a predicted model, not a curated record. Gene Ontology annotation, biological process: positive regulation of DNA-templated transcription. The transcript has 3 exons. NCBI's taxonomy places the organism in Eukaryota, Metazoa, Arthropoda, Insecta, Coleoptera, Lampyridae. Gene Ontology annotation, cellular component: nuclear body.
ACGCCCAAUACUCCAACUACAGGAGUACGUUCAGAAACCAGAUAGGAGUUACGCUGAUCGUUCAGAAAGUGUAGUGUGAUCACCUUGUACAACACUACCCUUUGUUCAGAAACGCUUGCAAGUCGCCUCAGUGUAACUCUGGAGUGACCUUUCAUUACCUCGCUUUUUGGCGCGGUAAUAAUAACCUGUCAUGCGCAUUUCAUAAUUAACUGUCAAAUGUCAACAAUCGUUGUCCAAAUUAUUUUAUUUUCAGUAAAGUAAAUUAUUAAAUUAAUAAUGGAAAAUGCGUAUGUGCCAGUAGUUAACGAAAAUGGUUUAUAUAUUAUUGAAAAUGAAAAUGUUGUUUUGCAAAAUACUCAAAGUGGAGAGUUACUGUAUCAUUCAAUUAAUGCAGAUUUGCAAUCAAUAUUUGGCAUUGAAUAUUAUGAGGAAUUACAAAAGCAACUUGCCGAUCUUGCACUUCCUUCACCAAACGGGACGAGUACGCCGAUGGGAACCAAAGUUUCGUGGAGUCACGAGAUGACAUUAAAGCUCAUUCAUUUUUUAAAACUUCACCAAGAAGAUUUUAAAUCGACCACCAUAAAAAAUGAUGCAGUAUAUGCGCUAAUGAAGGAUGAAAUGAAGAAUGAUGGUGGGAACUUUACUACAUCCCAGAUUAAAGAUAAAGUAAAAUAUUUAAAAAUGAGGUAUAUGAAGAAGAAAGAUAAUAUGAAAGCGACUAGUAGUGGUGCUGCCGCUAUACAAUUUACUUAUUACGAAGAGAUGGAUGAUAUUUACGGAAAAAAACCAAACGUUGAGCCCAUUGCAGUAGCAUCCUCUCUAAGAGGACGCAACUUGGAAGACAAAAAGGAAGACAGUGAUGACGUUCGAUCUCGAUCAUCUAGUCCGCCUGUUACGGAAACUGCAUCAACAACUUCAAGUAUCUCUCCAACACCAUCAGUUUCCAGGAAAAGGCGUUUCACAGAAGAUGAUAUUGAAAGGCGGCAUAAAGAGAGGCUGAGUUUACUUCGAGAGUUGCAGCAAAAAUCCAUUGAAAAUUUCAACAUGCAGAUGAAUAAACUUUUAGACAAAUUGUAGGAUUAUGACAGUAAAAUACCGUACACAUCCUGUAGAAUGUAGUGUAUUUUUUCAAUAUGUAAGAAUAUGUAUUAAGUUCGUAACAGUUUAUGUUUAUUAUUAAUGAUUAAGUGUUUCAUAAAGAUAUUAC